This is a messenger RNA of Danio rerio (zebrafish), 1487 nucleotides long. NCBI's taxonomy places the organism in Eukaryota, Metazoa, Chordata, Actinopteri, Cypriniformes, Danionidae. The record is from RefSeq and is a predicted model, not a curated record.
CACUAACUAGUUCACUAGAGAAGUGAUUGAGACACAGACAGAGGUUUAGUGUUGAUUUCUUCUUGUUUGUGUUGAUUCUUCUCCUCUUAAACAGACAGAGAAACUCCUGCUGAAGCGACUGAGCUCCACUAUUAUAAAGAUGGCCUUUAUUAAAGAGGAGAGUGAAGACCUGAAGAUUGAGCAAGUGUUCACGUUGAAGAAAGAAGAACCUGAGGAGCUGACAGACCUGAUGCCACCAAAACAGGAGGAUGAAGAAGAGGAUGAGUUUGAUUUCAUGACUAUAGUGGACUCCAUACGGGCUGAAAAUAUAAACGCUGAAAGGGAAGAAUCUAAAAAGAAUUUGUCCUGCCAACAGUGUGGAUUGAGCUUCACAUCGUUACACGAUUUGGAGAGUCACCUAAGCACUCACUCUAACAGACAACCCUUUAUAUGUGGUCAGUGUGGGAAGAACUUCUCGAGAAAGGAUUAUCUUCUUUGUCACAUGAAAAUUCACACAGGAGAGCAGCCGUUUAAAUGUGGUCAGUGUGGAAAGGGUUUCAACGCAAAAACAAAUUACAAUUACCACAUGACCAUACACAUCAAGGAGAAAUCCUUACCAUGUGAUCAGUGCGGAAAGCGUUUCUCACACGAGCUGAGCCUUAAUCACCACAUGAGAGCUCACUUAAACAGUUUCCCGUGUAAGCUAUGUGGGAAGACUUUCAAUCGGAAAGAGAGCUUGAAAGCCCACAGCGCAGUGCACACUAAAGAGCAUUCUUUCGUCUGUGCUCAGUGUGGAAAGAGUUACACACACAAAAGCUCCUUGGGUAAACAUGAGAAGGUUCAUAAAUCAUAAAUGUGGGAGACUCUGUGGUUAAAACUGUGACCUUACAGUAAGAAGGUCGCUGGUUGGAGUCUUGGCGGAGCCAGUUGGCGUUCCUGUGCAGAGUCCGCAUGUUCUCCCGGAGUUGGCGUCGGUUUCCUUUGGGUGCUCUGGUUAAUUUUCACUGCUGAAAGUAAUAGAUAGACUAUCUAUAAUAUCUAGAUAGUAAUAGACUAUCAUAGAACAAUGGGAAAGGGACGAUGUAGCCAUAACUGGGAAUAGAACACAGCCAGGAACUGUUUCUAACUACAGCUCCAGAGGUGUAGUUGCAAGUGUACAAGUUUGCAACGCAGUUUGCGAAUGUUUGUUGGAAUGAAAGAUAUGCAAACUAUGUUUGUAACGACACAACUUGUAAUGUUUGUUGGCUAACAAUCGUUUUUGGAAACGACCCCCCCUCUGGUGCUUGAAAAUGUAAGACUAUUAUUAUAUUAUUAUUAUUACUAUUGUUAUUUUUGUUUUCUGGGCAGUCACCACCAUUAACACCAAAUCAUUCUAAAUCUGUUGUGUUGUGUAAAUCUGAUGGAGUGCAACAGUGUCUCUCAUGUCUUCAUGGUUUGAAGGUGUGUUCUAAAAGCAGCAGGUUUUCAUGCGCUGCUAUGUCAUUAAAAUCACUGGAACUGGUAUUGAA